CGUCCAAGCUGCCUCUGUGUAUUCUGGGAUGUUCACUGAGAUUUUCAGAAAGGAGAAGACUAUAUUUAGGGCCAGGGCUUACAGUUUUGUGCAUCUGAGCAUUCAGGAGUUUCUUGCUGCCUUGUAUGUCUUUUAUGUGUACAGCAUGACAAGGACAAAUCCUCUCCUUGAUAACACUGCUGACAAAUUGAAAUGGCUAGUGAAAAACAGCCUCUUUGAUGUUCACAAAUCUGCCAUCAACAAGAGUUUACAGAAUCAGAACGGACACCUGGAUCUCUUCCUCCGUUUCCUCCUUGGUAUCUCACUGGAGUCCAAUCAGACACUUCUGGUAAACAUCUUCCCACAGCUGAGGUCAACUGAAGGAGCUGAGAAAACAGUCCAGUUCAUCAAGCAGAAGAUCAAGAAGCAGAUCUCACCAGAAAGAAGCAUCAAUCUUCUCCACUGCCUGAAUGAGAUGAAUGACAACUCGUUGGUGGAGGAGAUUAAGAGUUAUAUUAGUUCUAGAUCAGAUCAUCAGCUCACGCCUGUGGAGUGCACCGCCCUCGUUUAUCUACUCCUGAUGUCAACGGAUGACCUAGAGGAAUUUGACUUGAAGAAAUAUCUCAGGUCAGAUGAGGGUCUGCGGAGAACAAUACCACUAGUUGUCGCAUCUAGAAGAGCAUUGCUGAAAGACUGUAAUCUGACUAAACAGAGCUGUGAGAUUCUGGCUCGUGCCCUCAGCUCCAGAAUGUCAUGCUUAACAGAACUAGACCUGAGUAACAAUAACCUGCAAGACCCUGGAGUAUCACUGCUAGCUCAGGGGCUUACGAGUCCAUUCUGCAAACUUCAGCUGCUCAAGCUGUGUAGGUGUCUUGUAACAGAAAAAGGGUGUUCAUCUCUGGCUUCUGCUCUGAGUUCAAACCUCUCGCAGCUCAGAAAGCUGGAUGUCAGUAAUAACCACACUGGAGUGAAAGGAGUGAAGAUGAUCUUUGACAUAAUAGAAAAUCCAAGCUACAAACUGGAAGAACUUAAAGCGGACCAUUUUGGGGAGAUUCGAAUGAGGAAGAGCUUUUUGAGUUAUAUCUGUCGGCUCACUCUGGACCCCAACACUGCUCAUCGCUCUCUCUGUCUGACGGAUGAGGACAGGACAGUGUCAUGGAGCAUGAAGGAGAUCCCCUACGAUGACCAUCCAGACAGAUUCCAAACGUGGAAGCAAGUAAUGUGUCAGGAGGCUCUAUCUGGGCAGCAUUACUGGGAGGCCGAGUGGAGUGGGAGUGUGUUUGGGGUAAAUAUAGGGGUCACAUACAGAGGAAUCAGCAGGGCUGGAGAGGCGAACGUCUCCUUGGCAGGUCGCAAUGACAAAUCCUGGAGUCUACACUGCUCCAAUUACAGCUAUACUGCUUUGCACGAUGGCAAGAAAAUCGACCUCAGAAAAACACCAGAGGACAACUUCAUUUCUGAGACGAUAGCGGUGUAUCUGGACUGGCCGGCCGGGACUCUGUCCUUCUACAGAGUCAGCACUGAUACUCUGAUCCACAUAUACACGUUCCGUACGAAGUUCAGAGAGCCUGUCAACGCUGUGUUCAGACUGAUCCAUCACUACGCUGUGGUGUCCCUGUAGCUGAGCACAGACUGUUUUUUGCGGACUCGGAUACCAUAUCGGACUCCAUCUCCCAAGCAGCAUCGGGAGAUCACAUGACUGGGGACGAGCGCCCACGUGACUACCAGCGCUCUCAGUCUCCUGAUUACUGAUCUGACGCACAUGUACAGGUAGACCUACUGGGACACUAUUUAAGACUAGUCCAAAGUAGGCUUCGGUGCGAGGUAUUGCUUCUCUUUCACAAGAACAUACUGAGCGAUUUCUUUAUCUUCUAUGAUUUCCUGUUAUGACCCUUUUCUCUCGUUGUUACCAACUUCGUCUUUUGGAUUUACCCUUUUGUGCUUUCGCUGGUGGUUUUUGGCUUUCUCGUGUUUGAACUUGGAACUGGUUUUGUGGUUUUCGAAUUCUGGCUAUCCCUGGUAGUUAGUUAGCUUCAUCCGCCUUCGUCUC
Molecule: messenger RNA, 2029 nt
Organism: Pygocentrus nattereri (red-bellied piranha)
Lineage: Eukaryota; Metazoa; Chordata; Actinopteri; Characiformes; Serrasalmidae
Product: NACHT, LRR and PYD domains-containing protein 3-like
Exons: 6
Coding region: 29-1600 (523 amino acids)
Molecular function (GO): protein binding
Source: RefSeq, a predicted model, not a curated record